CUGUCCCCUCUCACCUAUCGCUCCUCACCUAACGCCCUCACCUAUCGCCUCUUACCUAUAUAUUUUCACCGAUCGCCCCUCAUCUAUCGCCCCUCACCUGUCGCCCCUCACCUUCCGCAUCCCACCUAUCGCCUCUCACCUAUCGCCCCUCACCUUUCGCUUUUCACCUAUCGCCUCUCACCUAUAUCCUUUCACCGAUCGCCCCUCAUCUGUCGCCCCUCACUUAUCGCCUCUCACCUGUCGCCUCACACCUGUCCCCUCUCACCUAUCGCUCCUCACCUAACGCCCUCACCUAUCGCCUCUUACCUAUAUAUUUUCACCGAUCGCCCCUCAUCUAUCGCCCCUCAUCUGUCGCCCCUCACCUACCGCAUCCCACCUAUCGCCUCUCACCUAUCGCCCCUCACCUUUCGCUUUUCACCUAUCGCCUCACACCUGUCCCCUCUCACCUAUCGCUUCUCACCUAACGCCCUCACCUAUCGCCUCUUACCUAUAUAUUUUCACCGAUCGCCCCUCAUCUAUCGCCCCUCACCUAUCGCCCUUUACCUUUCGCUUUUCACCUAUCGCCUCUCACCUACCUCUCCCACCUAUCGCCCUUCACCUUUCGCUCCUCACCUGCCGCCUCUCACCUACCGCCUCUCACCUAUCGACUCUCACCGAUCGCCCCUCACCUAUCGCCCCCCACUUAUCGCCUCUCACCUAUCGCCCUUCACCUUUCGCUCCUCACCUACCGCCUCUCACCUAUCGCCUCUCACCUUACGCCUCUCACCUAUCGCCUCUCACCCAUCGCCCCUCACCUUUCGCUUCUCACCUAUCGCCUCUUACCUAUAUGCUUUCACCGAUCGCCCCUCACCUAUCGACUCUCACCGAUCGCCCCUCACUUAUCGCCCCUCACUUAUCGCCUCUCAACUGCCGCACCCCACCUAUCGCCCCUCACCUUUCGCCUUUCACCUAUCGCCUCUCACCGAACGCCCUCACCUAUCGCCCCUCACUUAUCGCCUCUUACCUACCGCAUCCCACCUCUCGCCCUCACCUGUCGCUCGUCACCUAUCGCCCUUCACCGAUCCCCCCUCACCUGUCGCUUCUCACCUAUCGCCUCUUACCUAUAUCCUUUCACCGAUCGCCCCUCACCUAUCGCCCCUCACUUAUCGCCUCUUACCUACCGCAUCCCACCUCUCGCCCUCACCUGUCGCUCGUCACCUAUCGCCCUUCACCGAUCCCCCCUCACCUGUCGCUUCUCACCUAUCGCCUCUUACCUAU
Messenger RNA from Angiostrongylus costaricensis, 1257 nucleotides. Lineage: Eukaryota; Metazoa; Nematoda; Chromadorea; Rhabditida; Metastrongylidae. The record is from the annotation of a GenBank genome assembly.